AUGCGACGCGGACUCGUGAUCUUUCUCCUGGUCAACCUGCUCAUCAUCUCGUUCCUGGUCCGCAGCGUCUCGACCCUGCUCUCGCUGCUCCUCGAAGAUGCCGCCGCCGACGCCAUCCACCAUGCCGAGCUGCCCUCGCCGAAUUCCAGCCUGAUCGAGCAACGCCCGCAGAUCAUCCCCAAGAUCAUUCACCAGACCUACAAGAACGAGACUAUUCCCGAGGUGUGGGUGGAGGCGCAGCAGACUUGCAUUGACUUGCACCCUGAUUAUGAAUAUAUUCUCUGGACGAAUGAGAAGUCGCGUGAAUUCAUCGCGGCCGAGUACCCCUGGUUUCUCGCGACGUUUGACGGCUACAAAUACCCCAUCCAGCGGGCUGAUUCGAUCCGCUACUUCGUGCUGGCGCACUACGGUGGAACAUAUAUCGAUCUGGACGAUGGCUGUAAUCGCCGAUUGGACCCCCUGCUCUCCUAUCCCGCGUGGGUGCGCCGGACGGUCCCCACGGGCAUCUCGAACGAUGCCAUGGGCUCUGUACCCCAGCACCCGUUCUUCCUCCGUGUGAUCGAAUUGUUGCAACAAUAUGACCGCAGCUGGCUGCUCCCAUAUAUCACGGUCAUGUAUUCGACGGGUCCGCUGUUCUUGUCGGUCAUCUGGAAGGAGUACAUGCAGGACCGACCCAGCGAGGCCGGCCGCGUGCGCAUCCUCAUGCAGGACGAGUACAACCGGUUCUCCUGGAGCUUCUUCACCCACCAUCGGGGCAACAGCUGGCACGGCAAGGACGCGCGCUUGAUCUUCUGGAUGGGCCAACACUGGAUUCUCCUGACCUUCCUCGGCUUCAUCCUGGCCGGUGUGGUGGGCUUCUGCCUCUGGUGGACGUAUGGUCGGGUCAUGCUCCUGGGAGCCAAGUACCGCUACCGCUACACGAAGGUACCCUCCCUCAUCAGCCCGUCCCGCCUCUCCUCGCCCACGCGGCGCUCGCGCAUGCUUCCCACGCUACUCCGGCGCGUCAGCUUCAAAGAAGACGAAGAAGCUCGCGGGGUUACCGAGACCUCGUACGAGCUCAGUCGCCGCGAUGAUUGA
Messenger RNA from Penicillium lagena, 1077 nucleotides. Its product is annotated as glycosyltransferase family 32 protein. Gene Ontology annotation, biological process: mannosyl-inositol phosphorylceramide biosynthetic process. Gene Ontology annotation, molecular function: mannosyltransferase activity. Lineage: Eukaryota; Fungi; Ascomycota; Eurotiomycetes; Eurotiales; Aspergillaceae. The transcript is spliced from 3 exons. The coding region runs from base 1 to 1077 and encodes 358 amino acids. The record is from RefSeq and is a predicted model, not a curated record.